Messenger RNA from Abrus precatorius (Indian licorice), 4014 nucleotides. Its product is annotated as probable leucine-rich repeat receptor-like protein kinase At1g35710. NCBI's taxonomy places the organism in Eukaryota, Viridiplantae, Streptophyta, Magnoliopsida, Fabales, Fabaceae. Gene Ontology annotation, biological process: protein phosphorylation. The record is from RefSeq and is a predicted model, not a curated record. The transcript is spliced from 2 exons. The coding region runs from base 826 to 4014 and encodes 1062 amino acids. Gene Ontology annotation, molecular function: ATP binding; protein kinase activity; protein binding.
UCUUUUCUUUUCACAAUUCUCUUAAUUAUAAAACAUUUAUAUAAAAUAAUGUUAAAAAAAAGGGAUGAGAUUGACAUUUUAACAAAUUUAAACAUUUAAUUAAAAUUUUGAGAAGUGGAAGUAGGUAAACUUUUAAUUUAAAGAUUACCCUGUUAACCUACUAAUAAUAUUAAAAGGGUCUUGGAAGAAUAGCCGAAUAGAAUAAAAAUACUAAACUAAGUACUACACGUCCAAGAACAAACUAACCAUAUUAUUAUAAAAGAAAAGAUCAUAUACAUAUUUAAUAAACAUGGAAGAUAUAUUUUUUAAUAAAGUUGUUAUUAUUAUUCACAUGUCUAUUUUAAUAUUAACUAGUCACCAUGAUUACGCGCGAAAGACCGAGAAACAAUAAUAUGAAAGUAAACAAAGCAAAGAAAAACUUUAGUCUCUUUUGGAUUUUUCUAUAUUUGUUUCUAGAUCAUAGUUUCUUUCCCACAAUAAUGCAUAUUUUUAUUCAAAGUCAUGAAUGUGAACAGUGAGAUAUAGGGACCUCUCCCACCAAAUGCAAAAAUUAACAUAAGUGACAACCAUUGGAGAAAUGGCUCACUUCCACCAAAUAUAAAAAUAAUGUCCAUUGAUAGAUGUUCAUUCCCUCGGAAACAGACUUAAAGCGACCAAGUUUUGGACCAAACUGGUAAAAAAUAGACCAAAGUGUUCACAUGUGACACAUGCAUACCACUUGGUUAUGCUGUUUAUAAGCAACACUGAUCUCCCUCUAAUUCACUAUGAUCACCACCAUAUCCUCAAUCUUAUUCCUUGAUUCAAAGAUCUUGUUGUAGUUAAAUCAUGGCACCCACCUUUCAAAGGGAAAAAUCCAUCGUGAUUCUAUCUUUUUGUGUCUUUCUAACACUCUUGUUGCGCCAAGCUGCUGCUGAAGAAGGUGAAGCAAAUGCUUUGUUAAAGUGGAAACAAAGCCUUGACAACCAAACCCAAGCUUUGUUGUCAACUUGGAGAGGUACUAUUAGUCCAUGCAAAUGGGAAGGAAUUCAGUGUGACAAAUCCAAGUCUGUCUCUAGCAUAAACCUUGCAAAUUAUGGACUCAAAGGUACACUUCACAGUCUCAGCUUCUCCUCACUCCCCAACCUCCUUAGCCUAAAUAUAUACAACAACUUCUUCUAUGAUACCAUUCCUCAACAAAUAGGUAACAUGUCCAAAGUUAAUGAUUUGAACUUCUCCUCAAAUUCUUUUGAUGGUUCCAUCCCUCAAGAAAUGGGGACAUUAAGGAGUAUUCGUAAGCUUGAUCUUUCAUUAUGUCUACUAAGUGGAGAGAUUCCCAAUUCCAUAGCAAACUUGUCCAACUUGUCAUUUCUAGAUUUAGGUGGCAACAAUUUUUCUAGCUCCAUUCCUCCAGAGAUUGGAAAGUUGAUUAAUUUGGAGUAUCUAGGGAUUGCAGGUAGUAAAAUUUUUGGUUCCAUUCCCCAAGAAAUUGGAAUGUUGACAAACCUUAGGCUUAUUGAUUUGUCAAGAAACUUUCUCUCUGGUCCUAUCCCUGAAACAAUAGGUAACAUGAGCAAUUUAAAUCAACUUUACCUUUCUAAUAACACUAUGUUAUCUGGGCCAGUUCCAUCUUCCUUAUGGAAUAUGUCUAACUUGACCUUGCUCUACCUUGAUAAAAAUAAAUUUUCUGGAUCAAUCCCAGCUUCCAUAGAAAACUUGGCCAAUUUAGUGGAUCUUGCACUUGAUAAAAACCAACUUUCCGGGACAAUUCCUUCCACCAUUGGAAACUUGACAAAACUCACCGAUUUGUAUUUGGGUUUUAAUAAUCUUUUUGGAUCAAUUCCACCCUCUAUAGGAAAUUUGAUAAAUUUAAAUGCCCUUAGUCUCCAAGUAAACAAUCUCUCUGGAACAAUUCCUGCCACAAUUGGAAAUUUGAAAAUGCUCAAAGUUUUGGAAUUGUCCACCAACAAACUUAAUGGCAGCAUUCCACAAGUCUUGAAUAACAUUACCAAUUGGCUUUCCUUUUUAGUUGCUGAGAAUGAUUUUAUAGGUCAAUUGCCGCCUCAAAUAUGUUCUGGUCAGUCACUAGUGUACUUAAAUGCUUUUGACAACCAUUUCACUGGUCCAAUACCAACAAGCUUGAAGAACUGUUCCAGUAUUGUUAGACUCAGACUUGAAGGAAACAAAAUGGAAGGAGAUAUAGCACAAGAUUUUGGUAUAUAUCCAAAUUUAAAAUACAUUGAUUUGAGUGACAAUAAAUUUUCUGGUCAAAUUUCACCGAAUUGGGGGAAGUGCCUCAAUCUCUAUACCUUCAAGAUAUCCAAAAAUAAUAUAUCUGGUCGUAUCCCAACGGAAUUUGUUGAGGCAUCCAAGCUAGGUGCUCUUGACCUUUCUUCUAACCACUUGAAUGGAAAGCUUCCAAAGGAAUUGGGUAGUAUGAAAUCAUUAGUUCAACUCAAGAUUAGCAAUAAUCAUCUUCUAGGAAACAUUCCAACAGAUAUUGGGUUACUGCAUAAUCUUGUAGAUUUGGAUUUGGGAAAUAACAAUUUCAGUGGCACAAUACCAAUAGAAGUUGUGGAGUUACCGAGGUUACAAAACUUGAAUUUGAGCAAAAACAAAAUUGAUGGAAGCAUUCCCUCUCAACUUAGUCAAACUUUGGCAUCUAUUGAUCUUAGUUCCAAUUUAUUGAGUGGAAUAAUACCAUCAACUCUUGGAGGGUUGCAAUUCUUGUCAAUGUUGAAUCUCUCACAUAAUAGUCUUUCUGGCACCAUUCCUUCCACUUUUAGCAAAACAUUAGAUUUUGUCAACAUAUCAGACAACCAAUUGGAAGGGCCACUUCCAAACAGUCCAGCUUUUCUUCAUGCUUCAAUUGACUCAUUGAAAAAUAACAAAGGCUUGUGUGGCAAUGUUCCAGGCUUGAUUCCAUGUCCAACCAACCAUAAUCGAAAAAGCAACAACGUCAUUAUGGUGGUGUUCCUUAUUUUAGGAAGUGUGAUACUAGUGUUGUGUGGGAUGGGAUUUUUAGUGUAUACUUUUUGUUGCAGUAAAAGAAAAGAAGAAAGUCAUUUUGAAGAAGCACCAAAGGAAGUAUUCUUUUCUAUAUGGAGCUAUGAUGGAAAAAUGAUGUUUGAAAACAUCAUCGAAGCUACAGAGAAUUUUGAUGACAAAUAUCUCAUUGGAACAGGAAGUCAAGGAUAUGUUUACAAGGUGCAGUUUUCUACAGGUUUGGUUGUUGCUGUGAAAAAACUUCAUUCAGUGAUAGAUGAGGAAAUGUCAAAUUUUAGUUCCAAGGCUUUUGCAAGUGAGAUUCAAACCUUGACAGAAAUCAAACACAGAAACAUUAUAAAAUUGCAUGGAUUUUGCUCACAUUCACAGUUCUCAUUCUUGGUUUAUCAAUUCUUGGAAGGGGGUAGCUUGGAUCAAAUGCUUAAUAAUAAUACACAAGCAAUUGAAUUUGAUUGGGAAAAAAGGGUGAAUGUUGUUAAAGGUGUGGCCAAUGCUUUAUCUUAUUUGCAUCAUGAUUGUUCCCCUCCUAUAGUUCAUCGUGACAUAUCAAGCAAGAAUGUUCUUCUAGAUCUUGAAUAUGAAGCUCAUGUCUCUGACUUUGGGACAGCUAAGUUUCUAAAGCCAGGUUCACGUAGUUGGACCCAAUUUGCAGGCACCUUUGGGUAUGCUGCUCCAGAGUUGGCUGAGACAAUGGAAGUGAAUGAGAAAUGUGAUGUUUAUAGUUUUGGUGUACUUGCUUUGGAAAUCAUAAUGGGAAAACAUCCAAGAGAUCUCAUUUCUCAAUUUAUGUCACCAUCUUUGGCUCAAAUUGCAAAUGAUUUACUACUAGUUGAUGUGUUAGAUCAAAGACCUCCUCAACCUACAAAGCCAAUUGAUGCAGAGGUGAUCUUGGUUGCAAGGUUAGCAUUUGCUUGCUUGGAUAAAAAUCCACGUUCUCGACCAACCAUGGAUCAAGUAUCUAAGACACUUGUAGCAGGGAAAUCACAUUUGCCUGAUCAAUUUUCCAUGAUUAGAUUAGGACAACUCUACUAA